AGCAUACACAGCAAAGACACCCACCCAGCAUCACAACAGCCAUGAAGAUCGAACUCGACUCCUUCUCAGGCGCGAAGAUCUACCCGGGCACGGGCAAGCUCUUUGUGCGUAUCGACAACCGCGUCUUCCGUUUCUUCAACGGCAAGUCCGAGUCUCUCUUCCUUCAACGCAAGAACCCUCGUAAGAUCGGAUGGACUGUGUUGUUCCGUCGUAUGCACAAGAAGGGACAGGCAGAGGAGACUGCAAAGAAGCGAACACGCAAGACGGUCAAGGUUCAGCGUGCUAUUGUGGGUGCAUCACUCGAUGAUAUCAAGAAGCGUCAGCGACCAGAAGCGCGUGCGGCUGCACGGACAGAGAGCUUGAAGCAGCGAAAGGAGAAGAAGGCUGCUUCCGAGAGCGCAAAGAAGCUCGCCAAGGCCAAGGCUGGUGCAAGGCAGGCUGAGCAGAAGGUGUCCAAGAUGGGAGCUAAAGGUGCAAAGCCUGCACCGGCCAAGUCUUCCCGUUGA
Messenger RNA from Protomyces lactucae-debilis, 506 nucleotides. RefSeq names its product ribosomal protein L24e-domain-containing protein. Bases 42 to 506 code for a protein of 154 amino acids. Gene Ontology annotation, biological process: cytoplasmic translation. Gene Ontology annotation, molecular function: mRNA binding; structural constituent of ribosome. The record is from RefSeq and is a predicted model, not a curated record. Gene Ontology annotation, cellular component: cytosolic large ribosomal subunit. The transcript is spliced from 2 exons. NCBI's taxonomy places the organism in Eukaryota, Fungi, Ascomycota, Taphrinomycetes, Taphrinales, Protomycetaceae.